This is a messenger RNA of Diaporthe citri, 1689 nucleotides long. RefSeq lists its product as uncharacterized. The transcript has a single exon. Bases 1 to 1689 code for a protein of 562 amino acids. The record is from RefSeq and is a predicted model, not a curated record. Lineage: Eukaryota; Fungi; Ascomycota; Sordariomycetes; Diaporthales; Diaporthaceae.
AUGGCAGAUGAUCGCGAGCGCAACCACCAUAUCGACCACGAAUUCGAUGCCGACAGCAACGACAGCUAUGACGAGAGGACACAGGGCUGGGUGCUCGAGCUAGAGUCCAUAUACUCGCUCGGCGACCCUCCCAGCGCCCCGCCCUCCGAGUUUGGCGGGUGGAACGAUGAGAUCGUUCCCGCCGGUUCCAUCAGCACCCGCGAUGUGCGCCUCCCCGGCACCGCCAACCGCCGUCCCCAAGCCUCACAGCCCCUGCCCGGCGCCGCCGAGUGCCUCGACUUCAAGAAGACGCGGCGCGGCCGCUUCAAGCCCAACAAGCAGACCAAACUACGCAACAGCCUGCUGGGCGCCGUCGGGUUCCUCGAGGCCGCCAACGCGUGUGAUUUCGCGGCCAACGUGUGGAACCAGACCCCCGUGCCACGCCAUGUCCUCGUGCUCAUGGGCCUGGGCGGUACUGCCGCCCUCGGCAUGAUAUACUUCUGUAUCAAGGACGGCCGCCUGAGUCUGGCCAACCUGCGCGCCCUGCGGGAGGAGCGCCGCUACCUCAAGACCCAGCGGCCGCGGUACCUCGACAACCCGAACAUGCUGCGUACCAUCGACUGCUUCCUCGACAUGAACACGAGAGAGAGCGGCACCGAGUUGGUUGACAGGAUUGGCAGUGACACUCUACUGGGAAUAUCGGCAUUUAUGGUCGGUAUCGGUACAUACAUGGCCAUGGAUGGGAACCACGACAGUGCAAACUACCGGGCAAGCAACCUGCUGACGGGGUACAUCGGAAACACGUUCCCCGCCAUCUUCGGAGUCACCAACCUGCUGUGGUCCACCUACGUCUUCAUACGGGCCAAAAAGCAGCAGGCCGCAGCCCUCAACUACGUCAAAGGUUCGACCAGGAUCAGCUCCAUGCUCCGUAACCGCACAUCCAGCAUCCAGUUCCACGCCGCCCUCAACGGCAUCACCGGUAUCGUCGCCGGUGUGGCCGCCCUGAUCACGGCCACGCAGUGGUGGGCCUACCUCCUACUCGUGCCGUGUAUCCUCACCUCGGGAACCGUCAACAUCUUCUGGCGCAAGCGGGUCGGUUACGAGCGGCCCUUUGUGCUGGGCCAGAUAUCUUCCAUCGACGAGGACACCGUAUUUGAAGCGCUGAGAUAUGCAAAUGACUAUCACCGUCGGGUAUUAAGGGUCAAGGCAUCAGGGGAGAGCGACGCGUUCACGUCACUCGUGACGGACCCGAACUCGCUGAUGUGUGCGCUCGACGUCAUCAGGAAGAACAACUUAUUUGAGGACUUUUGUUUGCGCGUCCUCCGGGACAGGGACUUGUCGGGCAGGCUGUUCGGACACGCCAGGUUCGCCAUGAAUUCGUCGGUGUACGGGCCGACGAUAGACUGGCACAGCCUCGCGGAGACGCAGGACGAGGUGCUGAUGAGGCUGCUCCUGCAGGUCGCAAAGGACCUCCUCAACGAGGACGCCGCGAACUGCUUCAAGUACCAGGAGCGGCACCUACUCGAAGUCCUUGGCUGCUAUAUGUGCAGAGGCGCGCAGUUUGGGAGGUCCAAGAAGGCGAAAGGCAGGAAACCGCCGUCGCAGCGCGUCCAGACGAAUGUGCAUACCUACGCGGGCAGGCACGCGAACGACUGGCUUUUCGGAGGAUUCUCGCUCACCAAAUCAUUAAAAAAGGUGUUCCGAGGCUGA